Molecule: messenger RNA, 375 nt
Organism: Zasmidium cellare ATCC 36951
Lineage: Eukaryota; Fungi; Ascomycota; Dothideomycetes; Mycosphaerellales; Mycosphaerellaceae
Exons: 2
Coding region: 1-375 (124 amino acids)
Source: RefSeq, a predicted model, not a curated record
AUGGCAUCACCCUUCUGGCUCACCGGCACCCUGCUAGGCGCUUCAUCCGUCGCCUUCGGAGCCUUCGGUGCCCACGGCCUCAAGAGUCGAGGUCUCGCACCCGAAAAGAUCGCCAGUUGGCAGACGGCAGCUCACUACCAACUCGUCCACUCCGUCGCCCUCCUCGUCGCCGAACAAGCCGCGCCCAAGAACGUCUGGGCCAAGAGUCUCUUCACCGCGGGCAUCACCAUGUUCUCUGGAUCGAUUUACCUCCUCACGCUUGAUGGACAAACUUUCAAGCCUUUGGGACCGGUCACGCCUGUGGGUGGGCUGUGCUUGAUUGCGGGGUGGUUGGCUUUGGCGUUUGGGAGUAGGGGAAGGGUUGUGGGGCUUUAG